Messenger RNA from Andrographis paniculata, 540 nucleotides. RefSeq names its product 30S ribosomal protein S31, mitochondrial. The record is from RefSeq and is a predicted model, not a curated record. Gene Ontology annotation, cellular component: plastid; ribosome. Gene Ontology annotation, biological process: plastid translation. The coding region runs from base 86 to 349 and encodes 87 amino acids. The transcript has a single exon. NCBI's taxonomy places the organism in Eukaryota, Viridiplantae, Streptophyta, Magnoliopsida, Lamiales, Acanthaceae.
CAUAUGAAACACACGCAGUUUGGCUAGGGUUUUAAGAUUUUGGAAAAGUACCAAAACGAAACCCGUUAAUCAAUCGGCGAAGGAAAUGGCAAUGAUAUGCAACACUGUGGUUCGACGGAUUGCUGCGUCCGUAGAUCAACGGGUGGCGCUCUCCUCUCUCGCGUCGUCGAUAUCUUCCUCAGCGCCGAUCCUGUGCGGUCGUGGAGACAAAAGGACUAAGAAAGGGAAGAGAUUUAAAGGUUCGUAUGGGAACUGUAGACCGAAGAAGGAGAAGAAAAUUGAGAGAAUAAAGGAUAAGAUCGAGGUUCCCAGGUCCACUCCUUGGCCUCUGCCGUUCAAGCUCAUCUGAAAUUUAGAUAUAUUUUUGUUUUCUAUAGCUGCUAGAGAUGAUGCUUUUUCGAAGCAAUCGCUAUGAAUUUAUUGGCGGACUGGCACUUGCUUGUGGUUUAUUGUUGCAACCAAUUUAUGCUUCAUUUAGAUAAUUCAUCGAACCAAAUGGAGCCAAAACUCUUGAAUAGCUAAUGUUUCUAUUGUUGUUUA